Messenger RNA from Aspergillus wentii DTO 134E9, 873 nucleotides. RefSeq lists its product as uncharacterized. The transcript has 3 exons. Lineage: Eukaryota; Fungi; Ascomycota; Eurotiomycetes; Eurotiales; Aspergillaceae. Bases 1 to 873 code for a protein of 290 amino acids. The record is from RefSeq and is a predicted model, not a curated record.
AUGGCCCGGCCUACUCGAACAUAUAUCCCAUUUGACAGACAUUAUUCGCCUUGUACCCCAGAAGUAUUCUUCAAUGCGAACGAUUUUACAAACCAGACUGAAUCCCAUGAUCACGCACUGGAUACCAUCCUCUCCACAACAGAUCAUCAAGAGAUCAUCUACACCAAUGUCCCUACGCCCUGGGGUGAAAGUGUGGUAUCAUUCCUAGACGAGCAAGCAGAAAGCAGCUGCGGCAGGAAACAUUACAACUCCGUAACCCAGAUCUUCUGGAUUCGUGUCUUUACUACUACUGAAAUACACAGCUGCCACCAGGAAUGGGUUUCUCAUGAGCAGUUUCGGUGGAUGGAUUCUGGUCUUUGUACUCUUGAAGAGGUUCUUCAUUUGAAUCAUCGAACUGGGACAACAAUCUAUUCUUUUCACUCUCCUUAUACUGGCUCUCGGAAAGAGCCUGAUCUGUUUAUUCGACCAGGUAAUCAGCGACUACCCAGUGUCGUGAUUGAGUCUGGAUGGGGCGAGUCUAUGCCCAGGUUACACGAUGAUAUGAGGCUGUGGUUGGUAGGGGGUAAUGGAGUCGUUAAAGCUGUUAUCAUAAUUGAAUGGCAUAGAGUUGCUGCCGAUAAGGUUGGAGGGAAGGUCGAAGUAUACACUCUGGACGGCGAUGACGCCCCUAUCCUACGGCAGGAGGAGAUUAUAUUUCCGCCUCCACUGCAGCGGGAACAUAUACAGCGUAUAGCUCUUACGAGGGGAAUGCUUUUUGGAGAUACCAUACCACAGGGAAGAAAACCAGAUGACGUCUUAUCUCUCAGUUUGGAUGAUCUCAGAAGGGAGGCACGUGAUGCUUUGGAUCUUAUGCGACUUUGUCCUGCAGAGUAG